GACCAAAAACCAUCGUCCUCAAAGGGUUAAUACAGUGUUUGAUGGUGCUAGUGUUAGGUAAACAACAGCCAAACUCUAUGUCGACAUCUCUAUGAGUGUGCGUUCGUUUACAAGUCUCACAACAUAUCCUGUCAACACAUAAGUGUAUAAGAAGUCAUGGUAAAUUCUAUCCGGCUACAGUUAUACCUACAUAAGUGGCCAGUCAUCUAGCCAGACACACAACCAUCCAUCCAUCCAGCUAAAGUAAAAGUACAUAACCAGUAGCAAACUAGCCAACCAACCUGCCAACUAGCCAGACAGCUAGCCAGCUAACCUGUCAACUAGCCAAGCAACCUGCGAGACAACUUGCCAGCCAGCCAGCGUCCUGAAAAAAAAUACGAGAGAGACAGAGAGAGAGGAAGGGGGGACGGUAUCCUGUGUGUGUGUUAUCAGAACAAUUUAAACGCCACAGUAGGAUUGCCUGACUCAGUACGCGUCUUGUGUCUCUCAAAGUAAGAUGGAGUGGCGACGACUCCUGUGUGUGUUUGUGGCCCUGGAGACGACCAUCCUCUCCCCAGGGGCGUCUUACUCGUCUCCUACGUCGCCACCACAGCUCUCCUCACCCUCCACGUCGCCACCACAGCUCUCGCUACCCUCCACGUCUCCACCACAGCUCUCGUCAGCUCUCAACACCAACACGUCUCUGGCCUCCUCCUCGUCACACUCCCACAAAGGUGAUUCAGCUUCCUCCCUCACGACGCUCCCGCCGGUUGUUAACACCGGAGACCUACAACUACCAAGUAACGACCAGGUGGUAGAGAGGCAGUGGUCAUUGGUUCCUAAGAUAGAGAGAGUCACGUCACACAAGCCUCCCGUCACAAGCCUCCCGCUGCUCAGGAGGAAAAAAAGUGUUUGUUCUUACGAUGUUACGGUCAAGUCUCGGGAGGUAAAGGAAGUCCAUGAAAUAACUGGUGAAGGAAAAUAUAUGACUCUCUACUUCGUUCCCGGGAGAGACUUUGAGUAUAUCAGCAUAACGUUAAGCCUUACCUUUAGUGACCCAAUAUUAUGGUUUUAUAAAGAGAAACUUUGUGUUAGAGAGUUAGACCGAGGGUAUAAUGUUUCUAUCAGGGCAGACGGGGGCGGGUACUGGGGGGUUGAUGUAAAGUGUAACUGUCCUGAAAAAAUAUUAUUAUAUACGGACUCAUAUUAUACAUUUAACUAUAUAUCUGGGAUGAAGGUACAGGCAAAAGGCACUUCCCGUUGGAGGAAACAUUACUCGGAUGAUAACUGUCUCACUCAACCUUCUACCUCAUCCACUACUGAGACAAACCCGACCCAGCCUGCCUCAUCCACUACUGAGACAAACCCGACCCAGCCUGCCUCAUCCACUACUGAGACAAACCCGACCCAGCCUGCCUCAUCCACUACUGAGACAAACCCGACCCAGCCUGUCUCAUCCACUACUGAGGGAAACUCUACCCAGAUGACCACAAGCAACCCUCCCAUUGUGACACGUUUUGUACUCCUGAUGUUGGUGGUAGCGGUGGUAGUAGUGAUAGUGGUGUUGGUGGUCGUGGUAUGCUUAGUCUGUUACCGGAAAAGAAGUGUUGCAGAUAAGUCGGCACGUUCUCUUGAAGCGCCUGUCGGAUGUGACCCUCUGAGCAGUGAAGUGGAUGACAAUAUAGACUUGAGGGAGCUCCGGGGCAGGCAGGGAUCAUCAUACUUCAGUGACAACAGUCUCUAUGGGGUCAUUACUCAGCCUGAAGACACCCCUGCCAACCUACGAUCAUCAUACUUCAGUGACAACAGUCUCUAUGGGGUCAUUACUCAGCCUGAAGACACCCCUGCCAACCUACGAUCAUCAUACUUCAGUGACAACAGUCUCUAUGGGGUCAUUGCUCAGCCUGAAGACACCCCUGCCAACCUACGAUCAUCAUACUUCAGUAACAACAGUCUCUAAGGGGUCAUUAAUCCUAUCUUUCCUGAGACGAGAGACAACUAGGAACCCCCUCUCUCCCCGCUCUCUCUCUCUCUCUGUCUCUUGAAAUACCGGUGUAAUCAUCGGUGUAAAAACCUACAAUUGAAGUUUAUCUGUUAAUUAAGUCUUAUAUAAUUAUGAAAAAUAAUAACAACUGCCUGUCACGCGAAAUGAGAUAAACCAAUUUUAUAUAACCUGUGCUAAUGUAAUCUACCCUAACCAAACCUAACCUAACCUAUGCUAAUGUAAUCUAACGUAACCAAACUAAACUAAACGUAACUUAAUUUAACCAAACCUGAUCUACCAUUCUUUAGUUUGAUCGAGUCACUGCAUCUCAAACAAGACUUAUGUUUUUCACUACAGGUAAAUUUUCAUUACUUAUCAUGUAUAUAGAUAAUAACGUUAAGUUUAUCUUCUAAUACACCCACAUAACUUGUAAAAAAUAAAUAUAUAUUGAUUUUGA
Molecule: messenger RNA, 2420 nt
Organism: Homarus americanus (American lobster)
Lineage: Eukaryota; Metazoa; Arthropoda; Malacostraca; Decapoda; Nephropidae
Product: location of vulva defective 1-like
Exons: 2
Coding region: 497-1939 (480 amino acids)
Source: RefSeq, a predicted model, not a curated record